Liolophura sinensis is the source of this 679-nucleotide messenger RNA. Its product is annotated as transmembrane protein 234 homolog. The coding region runs from base 1 to 456 and encodes 151 amino acids. The transcript is spliced from 5 exons. Lineage: Eukaryota; Metazoa; Mollusca; Polyplacophora; Chitonida; Chitonidae. The record is from RefSeq and is a predicted model, not a curated record.
AUGCCAUGUGCUUUUGUUUUGAAAACUUUAAAGGUUCAGAUUUGCUCGAACAGCCUAAAUCAUGAGAUGACUCCCAUGGAAAGUGCUCUGUCAUUGACAGUUGUUGCAUUUUUAUGGGGUGCAACAAAUCCUUUGAUUAAACUAGGCAGUCAAGGAAUUGAGAAAAUCAAGGAAAACAAUGCUGUAAAGCAGUUCCUGUGUGAAUUCAAGUUUCUGCUUUUGAAUUGGAAGUAUGUGAUUCCAUUCCUGGUGAAUCAGUGUGGCUCGGUUGUGUAUUAUUACACUCUGGCUUCUGCAGAAAUGUCUCUCACUGUUCCCAUUGCAAACUCUCUAGCAUUUGUCUUUACUACCCUGGUUGGCAGACUUUUAGGAGAGAAGAUACAAAGAUGGGAGACCUACCUGGGAAUGUGCUUGGUGAUUACUGGAGUCAUGUUUUGUAUUGUCGCAAAAUUAUGAGAGUGCUUUACAUUAGAGUCAAAUAGAGCUUGACACAUUGCCUUGAGGAGUGUUUAAUUCUGUAAUCUAUUACAGAAAAUUAAAACUUUUAUGAUUGUAAAUGCAUAUUUAUGCUGAAACUUUUACAAGAGAGCGCAAACUUGAGUUUUACACAUCAUGAACAUUUGAUAUUUAUGUUUAAUUCCUUGUAUGUAUAGAUAUGUAUAGAUCUGAUAAUAAUAAA